AUGUCGCCAUUGCCAGCAGACCUUCCUUCAGUACCGGAGAGAGCUCUCACCAAGGACCACAUAGGCGAGAUUUCGACAAAGACGACUAGAUAUAAAAACCGCCGAUAUAGGGGGAAGGCGCACGACUGCUUGCCAAAGCCACAAGAGUCGCCAGAGCCGCAAGAGCCACCUGAGCCGUCUGAGCCGCCUGGGACGUCUGAGCUGUGUGAGCUGCCUAAGCUGCCUGAAGAUAGUAUUUUCAUUCAGGACCGGAACCAGAAGGUAGCUGAAAAGAGGCCUGAUGCAAACUGCGUAUUCUUACUUUGGGGUUCUGGAAACUCUGGUAACUCCGAAAACUCUGGAAAAUUCACGGCCUGGGCUGUGGAUGUUCCAAUUACCGAUGCUGAAAGUGAACAUGAGAUCUUCGCUUUGUUAGCUAAACAGUAUGCUACACGGCUUGGCUUCUUGCGAAGAUGUCUUUCUUUCCAAAAGUUCAGUAGGCUCAGGCCCGUUACUUUCCGAUUCAUCAGCCGCUCUUCAAAAAGAUUCUUAGCCCUCGCUGAACCUUGGGACCUGGACAAACACCGCAAGAUCUUUUCUAAACGACAAGAAGAAGCGAUGGAGGUUAUUCGACCUAUAACAGACUUCGAUUCCGAUGAUCCAGGCCACUGUUAUCGCGACAACAGCUCGGGAGAAUAUGAACAUUGCAACUAUGCUUGCCCUUUCAACACAUCAGAAGAUGAUGAUGAUGUCCCAAAGUGUCCGUUCGAGGAAUGGGAAUUCUGCAACGAUCAGCUAAAGUGGAUCGAAUAUGAGCCUUCCCUUUCUUCCUACUUUCGCGAUCCAGCUGGUGCCCGUUCUCAAAACAUACUCAUCGGCUUCUAUGGACAUCGCUUCAUCCACGAAUAUAGGUAA
Alternaria burnsii is the source of this 894-nucleotide messenger RNA. RefSeq lists its product as uncharacterized. The coding region runs from base 1 to 894 and encodes 297 amino acids. The transcript has 2 exons. NCBI's taxonomy places the organism in Eukaryota, Fungi, Ascomycota, Dothideomycetes, Pleosporales, Pleosporaceae. The record is from RefSeq and is a predicted model, not a curated record.